Messenger RNA from Plasmopara halstedii, 606 nucleotides. RefSeq lists its product as uncharacterized. NCBI's taxonomy places the organism in Eukaryota, Oomycota, Peronosporomycetes, Peronosporales, Peronosporaceae. The coding region runs from base 1 to 606 and encodes 201 amino acids. The transcript has a single exon. The record is from RefSeq and is a predicted model, not a curated record.
AUGUGGAAGAUCUGGAUCUGGCCGUCGAAGACAUCAGAAGCCACGCGCCUGCGUCUCUACACUUGUUAUAAGCUUCCUAUUCUGCUCUACAACUGUGGCACCUGGGCUCUAACUUAUGCAGAACUGUGCGGACUGGAAAGUUUUCAUCGACGUCAACUUCGCAAAGUCAUCGGCGUCAGCUAUCCGGAAACUAUCUCCAACGACGAUUUAUACACGCGGACGGGAGCGGAGCCACUCCGCUACCACCUACUCAAACGACGAUGGACGCUUUUCGGUGACAUUCUCCGACUUUCCAUGAAGACACCCGACAUACCAGCCUACCGCCACAUGGAAGCCUACUUCGGACCAAGUGACCAGCCCAAGUUUCGAGGUCGCCGACGUACAACACUCCCCGAAGUCCUUGACGCCGAUCUUAGAACUCUACCUGACGAUUACCGACUCCGAAGACCCGCUGAUCUUUAUCUUUUGCGCUGCCACGCGCAAGACCGGAAGGAGUGGAAGAGACUCAUUCAGUCCCUCCUAGCAUAUAUACCCCUAGACGAGAGAGAUCCGACGUAUGCGAACACUACCCUAGCAAAGAGGCUUAGCAAACUGACCCUAGAGUAA